GUUUGCUUGCAAAUAAUUUCUUUCGACCACGAUUCAGGACCACGAGAAUGGAUUCUGCGACUUCGAAACAAAACAGCGCGUUCAGAGUGCUGGAGUUGUUUAGUGGAAUUGGCGGCAUGAGAAUGGCAUUAGAGAGAACUGGUAAACCGUUCGAAAUCGUAUCUGCGAUUGAUAUUAACCAAAUAUGCAAAAUAUGUUACAUGCACAACUUUGGAGAACAAGUCGUUCGGAAUGGAAAUAUUCUUAGUUUGACCGCGAGCGGUAUAACAAAAAUGCGAGUCGAUACGAUACUCAUGUCUCCCCCUUGUCAACCUUUCUCGCGAAACGGAAAAUUCAAUGAUUUGGACGAUUUCCGAGCCAAGCCAUUCCAUCACAUUUGCGCGCUGCUUGAAGAUAUACCAACUGUACAGUUCAUUCUGAUGGAAAAUGUAAAAGGAUUCGAAACGUCCCAAGCAUGUGCCUUGUACAAGGACCGACUGCAGAACGCUGGCUUCAUCUACCAAGAAUAUGUACUGUCUCCACACCAAUUUGGAAUACCAAACACUCGUCACCGAUAUUACUGUAUCGCCAAACGGAAAGGAAGUUAUUUUAAAUGGAAUGCUGAAGGAAUCAUUUCGCAACCUCCCAAUGCCGUUGCAGUACAACCGGUGAAUAUUGGUGAAAUCACCAAGGAUUCAGAAGCCACUGAAUCUUAUCUGCUGAAAGAGGUGACUCUGAAGAGACAUUUACAGAUUAUGGAUAUCUGUACAUCCGAAUCGACCAACUCGAUGUGCUUCACGAAAGCUUACACCCAUUAUGCCGAAGGAACUGGGUCGGUGUUCUCUCCGCUUUCAAAACAGGAAUUUGACAACAUAUAUCAAAGUGCUACGAAGGCUGUCGAAGACGACGAAAAACUUGAAUUACUAAGGACACUACGCGUUCGGUACUUUACUCCACAAGAAGUGGCCAAAUUAAUGAGCUUUCCCGAGUAUUUUUGCUUUCCUGAUUCGGUAACAUUAAAGCAACAGUGGAAAUUGCUAGGCAACAGUGUAAACGUUCAUGUUGUAAGUUUUUUACUUGAAGAACUCUAGUAAACAAAAGAUAAU
Anopheles bellator is the source of this 1085-nucleotide messenger RNA. It is a transcript of the gene Mt2, whose product is annotated as tRNA (cytosine(38)-C(5))-methyltransferase. The record is from RefSeq and is a predicted model, not a curated record. The transcript has 2 exons. The coding region runs from base 48 to 1070 and encodes 340 amino acids. Lineage: Eukaryota; Metazoa; Arthropoda; Insecta; Diptera; Culicidae. Gene Ontology annotation, molecular function: methyltransferase activity.